Messenger RNA from Cyphomyrmex costatus, 1857 nucleotides. RefSeq names its product TRAF interacting protein no poles (gene nopo). Lineage: Eukaryota; Metazoa; Arthropoda; Insecta; Hymenoptera; Formicidae. Gene Ontology annotation, cellular component: nucleus; site of DNA damage. The coding region runs from base 320 to 1615 and encodes 431 amino acids. The transcript has 8 exons. Gene Ontology annotation, biological process: replication fork processing; protein ubiquitination. The record is from RefSeq and is a predicted model, not a curated record. Gene Ontology annotation, molecular function: zinc ion binding; ubiquitin protein ligase activity.
GUGUAUUAUGUAGGAGUCAUUAGUUUGGUUUUGUUGUUUUCGGAAUCGAAGCCGAGCUGAGCCGAGCAGUCAGAAAUAAAGAAAUUGAUAUUCAUGUUUUUUGUAAUUUGUAUACAUAGUUUUUUAAAUUUUAUAAUUUGCAACAGUGAACGAAGUGCUCGCAACACAGUUACAUCUGUGACUUACAAUAAUAUAACAUUUGAUAAAAUAUGGGAACUUCAUCGUGAAAUCUGUAACAGCCAUCUAAUUUAGAGUCAGUUGUUACAUACCUGCAAUCAGACAUAUCCUCGCCGAUUUUUCAUCAAUCAAUCUAUAUAAAAUGAAUAUAGUGUGCGUGAUAUGUAGCGAGUUAUUGACACCAUCUGACGAUGUUUUCCAUACACCGUGUGGGCACAUAUUCCACUAUGUGUGCUUGCUGCAAUGGUUUGACAGAUCACAGACUUGUCCACAAUGUCGAUUAAAGGCAACUCAUCAAUCAUCACAUAGGAUAUAUUUCAACUUUUCAAAUGACGUCAUCGAAGAAGAUGUUGCAACUCUGCAGAAUAGAAUUGACAAUAUGAAUUUUCAGCUAAAACUGAAAGACAAAGAUCUUAAUAAUCUUACAGAGGACAAUAAGAACUUGAAAUAUCAAACAAACAAAUUAAAACAGAAAAUUAUUGAAGUUGAAAGUGAAAUAACUAAAAAAGUAAAUGCAAUUUAUGCAUACAAAGAGCAGAUUAUAUCUUAUAAACAGUACUGUAUGGCCACAGAGAAUGAUAAGAAAGAGAAUAACGAGUUAAAGAAAAAAAUUGAACAUUUAAGAAACGUACAAAAUCUCCUAGAUUCUUCUACAACUGAAGUGGAUGAUGUAAUAUCGAAGACAAAUGAUACUUCCAAACUUGUAACAUACAUAACGGUGUUAAAAGGGGAACUUAACAAAAUAUAUGGGAAGAACAAAGAGUUGAAGGACAAAUGGAAAAAUGAACAGCAAAAAUUCAUGGAUGCUUCCAAAAAAAAUAAACAUUUGGUACAGGAAUGUGCUAAACAAAAUGAAUUGAAAGAACGUUAUACAGAAUUGGAAAAACAAUUACAACGCUGUGAAACCGAAAAGAUAUCUUUACAAACUCAGCUUUUUAAUAUGCAGACUGAUGCACAAGAAUGUGUCUCUAAUAAAGUACUCAUGCAGCAAGAGAACUGCAAGCAAGAGAGUUUAAAAACGCAUAAGGAACCUUGUAUCGCAAAAUCUAAUACGAAUGCAUCUAUGGCAAAAAUGGACAUUUCAAAACUCAAAAAGAAUGAUUUCAUUGUAGAUCUGGAUAGUACCGAGAAUAUUCCACGAAGUAAAUCGCAGGACCUUUUUUCGAUAAAAAACCGUGCUGUAAAGAGACCUAAUAACAAUUGGAGAAUACCUCCGGCACUUAUGAAAAAAUCAAUGAUUAAUCAACAAAGUCAAAAAACUAUCAGUGGCAGUGGCAUGAGUUUUGAUGGCUUCGGAGGACAUGCAAAAUAUGAUAAUUUUCCUAAUCCUAUUUCUAAUCCUAGUUCACAUGUAAAGAAAAUUAGAGAGGUCUCAAAGACGAACAAAUCAAAACUUGACAUGGUUGCGUUGAGGACGCACAGCAGGAAUGCACACUGACCAUUCGUGCUACGUCCUCCGCUUGUUGCUGAUCGAUUCGGUCCUGCCCGCGCUCAUCCGUGCCCGCCAAUCUCCGUACCGUUUCGAUCAGAUCAUCGAGAGAGACUUGAUUGUCGCCGUCGAAAUCUGGAAAUGAAGAUGAUCAGCACUUGUCGCUGUUUGCGUUCACGCAUUGGAAACGAACGAGUUGCGAGUACGCGCGUGUGCUUGUGUAACGUUGGUGAUUAAAAUUGACAAGACAG